AUGGCCGACCCUCAGUCAGAGAUCCGCCGGGAGGAGAAGAAUGACGCCCCGGAAACAUUGGAGAAGUCUGUUACCAUCGACACGCUUCACAAUGACGAGGCCGUCAAGGUCCUUGCUACCUACGCCGGCGACCAGGAAUGGACGCCAGAGGAGGAGAAGAAGCUCGUCAGGAGGAUUGACAAACGACUCACCUCUAUCCUAUGUGCCACAUACGGAUUGCAGUACUACGAUAAGGCUAUGCUGUCACAAGCUGCACUCUUCGGUCUUCGAGAGGACCUACAACUCAGCGUCGGCAUACGUUACUCGAUGUCCUCAGCUAUCUUCUACCUCGGAUUCAUCGUCGGAGCCUAUCCAGCAAUCUUGCUCGCGCAGCGAUACCCGAUCGAACGGGUCAUCUUUGGCAUUGUGUUCCUCUGGGGAGCAUGUCUUACCUGCACGGCCGCUUGCCACAAUUGGCAAAGCCUCUACGCCCAACGGUUCUUUCUGGGCUUUUUGGAAAGCGGCGUCAGUCCCGGCUUUAUGCUGAUCGUGGGAGGCUGGUUCACGAAGCAAGAACAAGCCCUUCGCAUGGGCGCUUGGUAUUCCAUGACCGGCUACGUCUCAAUCUUCUCCCCACUAAUCAACUACGGCCUAGGCCACAUCACCGGCUCCCUCUCACCAUGGCGGUACAUGUACCUCGUCGCCGGAUCAAUCACUAUCCUCUGGUCGUUCGUCAUCCUCUUCUUCAUGCCGCCCGACCCCAUCCGCGCCCGCGGCUUCUCCGACCGUGAGAAGUACAUCGCUGUGGCGCGUAUGCGCCAGAACAACUCUGGUGUCCGCAACACGCACUUCAAGAUCGGUCAGGUGUAUGAGCUUCUUCUGGACAGGCGAUUCUGGAUGGUCUUCAUUAUGGCCUUUACUAUGUUGGUUGCGAAUGGCCCGGUGUCUACGUUUAUCCCGUUGAUCAUUCGAGACUUGGGAUUCUCUGGGUUGAAUAGUCUGCUGUUGGUCAUGCCGGCUGGAUUCGUCAUUGGGACGAUCGAGCUGGUGGCGCCGUACGUCUGCUAUAGGUGGAAGGGGUGGCGGGCUUACGUUGUUACGAUUUGUGUGUGUGGUACUAUCAUAGGGAGCUUCAUCCUCUGGAAGCUGCCGCAGUCGCAGAAGGGCGCCAGACUCUUCGGAGUCUACAUCCUCGCGUCAUACGGCGGAGCCUACGCUGUGCUCAUGAGCAUGCAGAUCGCCAACACUGCCGGCUACACCAAGCGCUCUGUUGGGUCUUCGGGCAUGUUUGUUGGUUACUGCUUGGGAAAUUUCGUCGGCCCGCUGGUCUUCAAAGCCACAGAGGCUCCCAGAUACAACACAGGUUGGAUUGUGACGAUCGCCACCUCGAUCGUCUGUGCGGUGGUGAGCCUGAUCUAUCGCCUGGACUGCGUGAUGGAGAAUAAGAGGAGGGACAAGGCGGGGCAGAUGGAGGCAUUUGAUCAUGCUUACGAAGAUGACCUGACCGACAAGAAGAAUCCACAGUUCAGAUAUACAUUGUGA
Messenger RNA from Cyphellophora attinorum, 1521 nucleotides. RefSeq names its product putative transporter. The transcript has 5 exons. The coding region runs from base 1 to 1521 and encodes 506 amino acids. Gene Ontology annotation, molecular function: transmembrane transporter activity. NCBI's taxonomy places the organism in Eukaryota, Fungi, Ascomycota, Eurotiomycetes, Chaetothyriales, Cyphellophoraceae. Gene Ontology annotation, cellular component: membrane. The record is from RefSeq and is a predicted model, not a curated record. Gene Ontology annotation, biological process: transmembrane transport.